CUACUGUCAACAGCAGCAGCUCCUCUGACGAGCUAUCACAUGACAGCAGCACUGGUGCAACAACACAGCGACCACUUCCGGUAUUUAAGAAGCGACGGUGGUCUUCGUCACGUGACGGGGGGAAUUUCAAACGCCGGUCAAGUCCGGGCAGAGGCGAGGCGGCUUUGUAGACUUCACUCUGAACUCGCUGGGACGAAAACAAUGGCUGUUUUUCUGCUCGGCUUUCUUCUGCCGUUGGGGGCUUCUCUUGCCUCUGACACCGUGGCUCCCGCCCAGCUCGGCCCGCCGUCGCUCGGGUUCAGCUCCUCGGUCCGCUCGGUGUGUAAGCCCAUCCCGAGCACCCUGUCUCUGUGCCACGGCAUCGGCUACAGGCACAUGCGGAUCCCCAACUUGCUCGGCCACGACUCGCUGAGGGAGGCCCAGCAGCAGUCGGCGGCCUGGCUGCCCCUCAUCUCCAAGCUCUGCCACCGGGACACCAAGAAGUUCCUGUGCUCGCUGUUCGCGCCGGUGUGUCUGCCGGAGCUCGGCGGGCCGGUCAGCCCCUGCAGGAGCCUGUGCGAGACCGUGCGGGACGGCUGCGUGCCCGUGAUGAGCGCCUUCGGGUUCCCCUGGCCCGAGAUGUUCAACUGCAGCCGGUUCCCGCGCGGGACCGAGCUCUGUAUCCCGGCAACCGGAGAGCGGGAGGGGCGGACGGCGGAGGAGGUGAAGCACGAGGAGGCGCUGAAAGGGAGUGUUAUCUGUGAUGCCUGUAGUCUGGCUGCUGAAGGAGAGACUGACAUCCAGGAAAACUUCUGCAACAGUCCAUAUGCAUUUAAGAUGCGUCUGGGAAGUGUGUCGAAGGUGGGAGGGGACCGUCAGCUGGUGCCUAUGGCCCGCAGCCGCAUCUUGAGGUGGGCAGGGGGAGGUGCGGAGAGGGCAGAAGGGGUCGGAGGCGCGAUGGCUCACAGUGCUUUGUGGCUGCAGGACGGAGGCACCUGUACUUGUCCAGGUUUAGACUCUGCGGACACAAACUUAGACAGAGGGUUAGAGGAGGAACACAUGGAUAAGAGACAAGGUAAAGGAGGGAAGGAGGGGAAUGGGGCCCAGGGUGGAUGGUACCUGGCCCUGGCUCAGGCUGAAGAGGGCAGGCUGGUGCUGACUCGGCUGGUGAGGUGGACCAGAGGUGACAAAGAGUUGAAGAAGUUCAUCAGAGCUCUCCUUAAACAGUCCUGUCCAGAACUGUAGACAGGGAGUUAUCGACCAAUGCAGUCCUGCCUCAUGGACGUUGCUUUGUGGUUGUGUGCAGUCUGUAACUGUGUGCUGCUAAUAGCAACAAUUUACAGUAACAUACACAAAAUCCAGAGUAGCUACCAAAGAAUGAGUAAGGAACACAUCGGGAAACAAAUAGUUCCCAAAUAACACUGAAUAAAUCACUUCAGUACAGAUUUUUAGAUACUAUGUAAAUGUACCAGUGUUUAAAGAUUAGUUCAUAGAUAUCUGAAAAUCUUCAUACUGGCCACUUUCUGAAUGAAUCAUUCCUGAUUAACUCUGAAAAGGGUGCUAAAUGCUACACAAUCAAUAAUCAAUCAAAUCUUCGGCACUAAGUACAUAUUGUUUUGUGAUAUAUUGAGUUGUUACCAGAUUUAUCAUUACAUCAUGAUUACCAUUAUUCAAAAUGUUUGUUCGCUCAAGUAAAAUGGAGCAUCAGUUUUACCAAACUGACAAACAAAAUGAACUUAUUUUUGGAAUGACAAAAAACAGGGAGCUGGCAUUUGUAGACCUCCCUGUAAACGAAUCGGCCCAUGAUUCUGGAAAUUUCACGGAGGUAUUGAUGGCAAGGCGUUGUUACAAAAGUUACUACUACACAUGGUACGCAAAGGUUUAUAUAAUUCCAACUGCAAUAUUUGUGUAUUUUUUGUAUUUUUGUGUACAUUUGUGUAUAUAGAAGAGACAAAAUGGUUUUGGUAAUAGACUAAUAGACAUCACAUUUUUUACUGAUAUAUAUUAAGGGUGAAGCAGUGUAAUAGUUGUUAUUUCUGUAAUGAUAUAAUAUUUUCUUAUACUGUACUACCUAUCUUAUCACAAGUCAUAAUACUUUUAUACACAUUAAACAUGUACAUUUUUCUGUUUACUCUUAUUUUAUAGUUUUGUUUCACAGCAGCUCAAGUCUCAGUCGUUUGAUGAGUGAAAACACCUUUGUGGAAAAACAAGGGAGUGAUAAUCACAUGUUAGGAUGCUAUAAUCUCAAGUCACGUUAAAAGAGAAGCACUGAAAAGAAAGAAAAGGACAGGAAAUGCGAUGUGAUGU
Xiphias gladius (swordfish) is the source of this 2286-nucleotide messenger RNA. RefSeq names its product secreted frizzled-related protein 2 like (gene sfrp2l). Bases 40 to 1224 code for a protein of 394 amino acids. The record is from RefSeq and is a predicted model, not a curated record. Lineage: Eukaryota; Metazoa; Chordata; Actinopteri; Istiophoriformes; Xiphiidae. Gene Ontology annotation, molecular function: Wnt-protein binding. The transcript is spliced from 4 exons. Gene Ontology annotation, biological process: canonical Wnt signaling pathway; non-canonical Wnt signaling pathway; negative regulation of canonical Wnt signaling pathway.